Messenger RNA from Stereum hirsutum FP-91666 SS1, 1158 nucleotides. RefSeq lists its product as uncharacterized. The record is from RefSeq and is a predicted model, not a curated record. The coding region runs from base 1 to 1158 and encodes 385 amino acids. Lineage: Eukaryota; Fungi; Basidiomycota; Agaricomycetes; Russulales; Stereaceae. Gene Ontology annotation, molecular function: protein binding. The transcript is spliced from 3 exons.
AUGCUAGACGUGCUUCCGUCGGAGCUUGUUAUAGCGACACUCUCGUAUACCCCUCUUCAAACGGUGGCUGUCCUCUGUCGAGUGUCUCCGGCGUGGCAGGCUUUCAUCACCUCAAACGAGUCUUCCAUCUACCGAAACGCCGCAUACUUCCACAACUUCAUCACCCACAAUGAUGCAGCUUUCGAUAAUGUUCUCGAAGAAAUUCAUGGGAAACUGUGGAAUGGAGUACAGUCUUGGAAAGAGCUCUGUCGACGUCGGUUCCAGCUAGAGAAGAAUUGGAUGGGGCGUGGACGAUCUGUUCUGCGUAACUUGUCGACCGGGAGAGAUGAUAUUCAUCGCAUCAAAGUCGAUGAGCGGCAUCAGUUCUUGAUCACCACUCACAUGAAAGGUACGUUACGGCUCCUGCAUAUCUUGUACAGAGAAUCAUUAUUUUGGCUAUCAGGUGGCCUCAGGGUCUCCAAUCUGUUUCCGACCUAUACAAUAUGGAGCUUAUCUGCGGAAUACGUGCGUGCUCAUGCGCACUGCGAGUACGACAAUGGCUUCCUGGUAUUCGACCGCUUAGGUCAUGCGAAGGAGAUCUGGCGCCUCGUCUGCGACGCCCCAGAAGGCGAGACCGCUUCGCGCGCACCUCCAGACGACAAACAGACCAAGUAUUAUAAACAAGCUUACGCUCGGAACUUUACCACCGGCGACAAUCGAGGACACUUCCGGCCGUGGGCACUCAUCUCAUAUCCGGAGAAGACCUUGGCAUUCCGCUUCGUGUAUCCUACUUUGCUCACAUCGGGAGAGCAUCACAUGUAUCUUCACGACGUCCGUACGGGGGAACAAAUCCGAGUCUUGGAGAACGCCGUCCUGGACUCGUCUCCAGCGUGGAAUAUGGUCACGUACCUGGAGCUAAGUGAGCGACAUGUCUUUAUCGCUACGGAGGACUGGGUGCGGGUGUUCUCGCGAGCGGAUGGGUCGCAACUCUUGACUCUUCGCAAGUCGGCCCAGGACAGUUAUCAUCAUAUUACGGUCGAACCAAAGAAGUUCCCCUCCCGCCUGUCUUCCGAUGCCGUUCUGGUUCCGCAAGUCUUAAAGCAUGGAAGGGACAAUGAAGUCGGAAACGAAUUCGUUGCAGGUAGGUUUCGCAAUCUUCGAUGUGAUAUCGCUGUGUAG